This is a messenger RNA of Marasmius oreades (fairy-ring Marasmius), 825 nucleotides long. RefSeq lists its product as uncharacterized. The coding region runs from base 1 to 825 and encodes 274 amino acids. The transcript is spliced from 7 exons. NCBI's taxonomy places the organism in Eukaryota, Fungi, Basidiomycota, Agaricomycetes, Agaricales, Marasmiaceae. The record is from RefSeq and is a predicted model, not a curated record.
AUGAACGCAACCGCGGAAUCCAUGCUUAUUCACCGCUGUUAUUGUGCUUGGGGAUCUAACAAAUACGUCCUGUAUCCGCUCGCUUUCGCAGCUUUUGUCUUAAAUGGUUUCGAUCUAGGAUGUGUUAUUUCUAUCACCAUUGGGCACAGCGACCCCUCAAAGGAUUCCAAUCGCAUCCUUUUGCUGAAGACCCAACCAAUGGAUAUAGGGGUGUCAAUAGCUAUUGCCGUUUUACAUGUCAUACUGACGUUCAUGACCGGAGGCCGGAUUUGGUGGAUCGGUUACCAAUACAAACGUAUAGUUGGAGAGGAACCCCACGGAGGGAGGUACAACCAAGUUGUGGCUAUAAUCACGGAAUCCGGAUUACUUUAUGCAAGCACCUUAUUGGUGAUGGUUGCUGUAAAUUCCACGUUCACGACGAAUCCCGCCGUCAGGGGGUUACUUCCCUUCGAUGUUGGGGUCAUAUCGGGAUUGAUGUCUGGCCUUGCUCCGAAUCUGAUCAUCGUUCGGGUAGCGUAUGGGAAACCCAAGGAUAGUGUCCAACAGAUGAUGUCUUCGUUACGGUUCCGUGCGGCCGAAGAACGGUCCCAGGACAGUGAUUUGCAAAGUUCUGCGACUGCCACCGCCACAAGGCGAGCCGGGACCGACCUUCAACUUCAACGACAGAAUCGUCUCGGUAUCAGUGGUUCUACUAGGCGUGCUGCAUCUCUGUUGAACUUACCAGCUGCGCGUCACCGCAACUCAAGGGUGGAUGUACCGGAUGUUUACCGCCUGGCACAGCUGCCUCAGUGCGAGGAUGUCAGACCGCGUAAUGAGUCUGUAUAA